This is a messenger RNA of Cucurbita pepo subsp. pepo (vegetable marrow), 1485 nucleotides long. RefSeq names its product 1-aminocyclopropane-1-carboxylate synthase 2. NCBI's taxonomy places the organism in Eukaryota, Viridiplantae, Streptophyta, Magnoliopsida, Cucurbitales, Cucurbitaceae. Gene Ontology annotation, biological process: amino acid metabolic process; biosynthetic process. Gene Ontology annotation, molecular function: transaminase activity; pyridoxal phosphate binding. The record is from RefSeq and is a predicted model, not a curated record.
AUGGGGUUUCAUCAAAUUGACGAAAGGAACCAAGCUCUUCUCUCUAAGAUCGCUAUCGACGAUGGCCAUGGCGAGAACUCAGCCUAUUUCGAUGGGUGGAAAGCUUAUGAUAACAAUCCGUUUCACCCCGAGAAUAAUCCUUUGGGUGUUAUUCAAAUGGGUUUAGCAGAAAAUCAACUUUCUUUUGGUAUGAUUGUUGACUGGAUUAGAAAACACCCCGAAGCUUCGAUUUGUACACCUGAAGGACUUGAGAAAUUCAAAAGCAUUGCCAACUUUCAAGAUUAUCAUGGCUUACAAGAGUUUCGAAAAGCGAUGGCGAGUUUCAUGGGGAAGGUAAGGGGUGGGAGGGUGAAAUUCGACCCGAGUCGGAUUGUGAUGGGUGGCGGUGCGACCGGAGCGAGCGAAACCGUCAUCUUUUGUUUGGCGGAUCCGGGGGAUGCUUUUUUGGUUCCUUCUCCAUACUAUGCAGCGUUUGAUCGAGACCUAAAAUGGCGAACACGAGCACAAAUAAUUCCUGUUCAUUGCAACAGCUCGAACAACUUCCAAGUCACAGAGGCAGCCUUAGAAAUAGCCUAUAAAAAGGCUCAAGAGGCCAACAUGAAAGUGAAGGGUGUUAUAAUCACCAAUCCCUCAAAUCCCUUAGGCACAACGUACGACCGUGACACUCUUAAAACCCUCGUCACCUUUGUGAAUCAACACGACAUUCACUUAAUAUGCGAUGAAAUAUACUCUGCCACUGUCUUCAAAGCCCCAACCUUCACCAGCAUCGCUGAGAUUGUUGAACAAAUGGAGCAUUGCAAGAAGGAGCUCAUCCAUAUUCUUUAUAGCUUGUCCAAAGACAUGGGCCUCCCUGGUUUUCGAGUUGGAAUUAUUUAUUCUUACAACGAUGUCGUCGUCCGCCGUGCUCGGCAGAUGUCGAGCUUCGGCCUCGUCUCGUCCCAGACUCAACAUUUGCUCGCCGCCAUGCUUUCCGACGAGGACUUUGUCGACAAAUUUCUUGCCGAGAACUCGAAGCGUGUGGGCGAGAGGCAUGCAAGGUUCACAAAAGAAUUGGAUAAAAUGGGGAUCACUUGCUUGAACAGCAAUGCUGGAGUUUUUGUGUGGAUGGAUCUACGGAGGCUAUUAAAAGACCAAACCUUCAAAGCUGAAAUGGAGCUUUGGCGUGUGAUUAUCAAUGAAGUCAAGCUCAAUGUUUCUCCUGGCUCAUCCUUUCAUGUCACUGAGCCAGGUUGGUUUCGAGUUUGUUUCGCAAACAUGGACGACAACACCGUUGACGUUGCUCUCAAUAGAAUCCAUAGCUUUGUCGAAAACAUCGACAAGAAGGAAGACAAUACCGUUGCAAUGCCAUCGAAAACGAGGCAUCGAGAUAAUAAGUUACGAUUGAGCUUCUCCUUCUCCGGGAGAAGAUACGACAAGGGCAACGUUCUUAACUCACCGCACACGAUGUCGCCUCACUCGCCAUUGGUAAGAGCCAGAACUUAUUAA